UUCUUCUUUAGUAACACAGUGAAUGGGGAAUUGUGGAAGAGCAUUCUGGCCUGUAGCCAUUUAUUACAUAACAUGCUGAAUUUCAAAAGCCGUACUUAUCCUCGAUGUAAUUCUGUCAGCUUCAGUGGCUUGCACCAGGACUGUUUGGUUUUGAACGUGAAUGUACAAAGAAAAGCUGGGCUUUCCAGUCUCUGGCAAACAGUAAAUGAUGUGGAUCAUGUGUUAAAUAUGUAAUCAAAGCUUGGAUCUUCAUCAAUAGGCAGUAUUUUUAAAGCGAAGCAGUUAAACUAUUAAUGUAAAUGAAGGACGGGAGGUGUUAAGAGAGGUUGGUUGGCUGUGGUGAGGUUUUGUUUUGUACAAAGCUAUUGGAAACUAACACUGCAAAGCUGCUAUUUCUUAUGCAGAUUACUUAUUUCAUAAACAUCAGGUUUCGUAUACAAAUGCUUUCUCUAAUCACAAAUGGUUACUGACAACUUGAAGUUACAGUUAAGCAACACUACCCAGCUAGAGCAGAGCAAUAUCCCUCGUUCGGCCGCUGCCUGCGAUCGGGCGUACUGCGGAACUUCCCGGGAACGGAAAGAGGAUCCUAACGCACUACAACAGGCAUGGGACUGGAAGGCGCACGACGAGGUAGAGCCGGUACCCGGGAAGGCAGCCAGCCCCGCAGCCCGGCUCGGAUGCCGCCGCCCCGCAGCAUCGCUCGGAGCCGCCUCCCGGCGUGGCCCCGGCGCAGGGUCCGGUGUCGGCGGCUUUUCCCCGCAUCGCCGGCAGCCCCCGCCGGCACCGACAGCCGCACGGAGCUCCUGCCGGCAGCCCGGGUCACGUGUGCGGGCCGUAAUCCCGGAGAGGGGGUGUCAGCACCGGGGGAAGGGGGCGGCGGGAGGAGGGGCUGCCGCCGAUGAGGGCUGAAGCCGGGUACCCGGCCGGCUGCGGGCGCCGCUGCGGGCGAGGCGGGGGCUGCAGCCAUGGCCUGGCCCUGCAUCAGCCGGGUGUGCUGCCUGGCCCGUUUCUGGAGCCAGCUGGACAAGUCCGACCUCUCCGUGCCGCUCACCAUCCACAACUACUCGGACAUCGAGGAGCAGGAGGACGGGACGCCCCAGCGCGGCGGCCCCCCCGCGCGGGGCAGCGCUCGCCCGCCCGCCCCGGCCCCCCGCCCGCGGGACCCCGCCGCUGGGAAGCCGAGCGGCCGCAGGAAGGGCCGGACGGUCGCGGCCGGGGAGCCCUUCUCGGCGGAGACCCAGUACCGGAGGGACUUCAGAGCGUGGCCCCUCCCGAGGAGGGACGCCUUCCCCUGGGUCAGCGCCAGCAGCGGCGGGAGGGACGGGGCCGCCCCCCAGCCCGCCCCGGGCCGCGCCGCCUGCGCCCUGCCCGGCGGCGGCGGACGGCCGGCGGCGGACGGCUGCGGCGGCCCCGAGCAGCUCCGGCCGCGCUUACAGGUGGACGGCGGCCACACCACCUCCUACAGGCAAGAGUAUCGUGCAUGGACUGGAGUAAAACCAUCCAAGCCUAUAAAGACAAAGCAAGGCUUCAUUAUCCCAGAAGACCAUUUUGUUCAAGAGACAAGCUACAAGGCAGAUUUUAAGAUCCCAGAGGUGAAGACCAGGUUCUCCCCCAACCCUUCUGCUGUUUUCCAGGCGCCCUCACGGAUCCUCAACGUGUGAACCUGGACUCUCGGCACACCCAGGCAGCUGAAACGUGGCGUUUCUGUUCAGAUGUAUCACUAUGCAAUUUUCAUGAGGAGCGUUGAGAUCAAAGAACCAGUAUUAUCAAAAGCAGCUCCAAUGAUUAAUGUUAUGCACACACACUUUCUGUUAACAUAACAAACCGCAAAGCGCUUGGUUCAGAACUGGCAAAACACGCUGCGAGGAGUGACCUAGUUUUUCACAGGAGCAGGUUCACUGCUAUGCCAGCUGGUGUCACGUUAGGAGAUUGAUUUUGGGCAGCAAAGGCUGUAUUGCAGGCACCAUCCCUACAUUUAACCAUACAGGGCAGGAGAGCAAACAACUGCAGGUGGGAUGGAUAAUUAAAACCAAAAAGAGUUUCUUUUGGCAGCACUCUCUAAGUAGGCCAGUGAAAGACAGGGAGGGUCUGGCUGACUUUGAGCUUCUUGAGGGAUUUGGGGAAUAGGACCUCAAAUGGCAUCACCAGAAAUCAUAGCACCAAAGGGGCUGAUCUGAACUUCCAGGGUUGUUUUAGAAGCUGGAGGAAGCCAGCAUCGUUGAACUCUAAAAUAAAAUGGGCACAUGCAGUGUCUUAGGGCUUUAAGGCUGGAAAGCUGGAUAUUUCCAAAAUUGGUAGGCUGACACAGGAGCAAGAGGGGACUGAACUUUGGGAACCAGCCCUGACAGCAACACUCUGGUCUGGUUUGGAGGGGAUUGCAUGGACAGAACCACCUAAGCACCUACCAGACUGCAGAGGAUCUAAACUAUUUAUGUAAUUUAUAUAGCCGUUAGGGCGAGUGUAAAUAUUGUAUACGGACUUUACCUAAAGCGAUCUGUGAUCCUUUAAUGAAAAGGACAUGCUUAUACUUUUAAUAAAUGUUAACUCUUUGCAUAUGCAAGGUGGAAAAGAUUGCCUUGAAAUUCCUAAAUUAUUGCCUGUGUAUUGGUAAUGCUAAUGCUAGGAACAACCAGAAGUGAAUGUUACUUAGAAACUCUUCUUAAAGAACAAUGUAAUGUAGAAUGUAAGACAUCCUUCAUUUUUAAGAUAGGCCAUUUUAAAUGUCAUUCUAAAGCCGAUUUUUUUUAGACUGGUGUGCAUCUAACUUUUGCUGAGGUACAUGUGUUUCAAUAAACCAUUUUUUAGCCUUUGUUCAUUGAGACUGUAGUGGGCUUACAGUUUCCAUCUCAAAGACUUAUGCAAUAUAAUUAGUCUACUGCUUAUUUCAUGGUUUUUGCUAAUUAUUUUUGAAGAAAAAAAAAAGAAGAAAAACUUCUACUUGAUGUGUUUGGACCCAGAGGACUGUACAGUUAUAGCAGUGCUUGCCAAAAUAAUUUUUCAGGACAUUCGUUUUUCUUGAAAUUAAUUUGAAACAUUCAAACUGUACUAGAGGUCUUGCAUGUUAGAUGUUUCUAAGAAUUCAAUCUGCUUGUUUAAUCUCUUUAUAAUGUUUUUAACAGUUUUGUUCAAACAAUUUAAGUUCAUUUCAAUCCUGGACUUUACUGACUGGAAAAAAAAAAAAGAUAAAUUGUCUAUUCAGUCUCUCUUCUUAAUUAACUGUAUUUCUUAAAAAAAAAAAUAAAAAUCAACCCAGUUGUAAGUAAACUGGUAAUAUAAUAAGCUUGUAUUUUAUCAAAUGGACUGGAUUUAAUUUAAUAAAUUAAAAUGUAUUUUGGCUA
Messenger RNA from Columba livia (rock pigeon), 3338 nucleotides. It is a transcript of the gene MAP6D1, whose product is annotated as MAP6 domain containing 1. The transcript has 3 exons. Gene Ontology annotation, cellular component: Golgi-associated vesicle; cis-Golgi network; microtubule. Gene Ontology annotation, biological process: microtubule cytoskeleton organization; regulation of microtubule cytoskeleton organization; cytoskeleton-dependent intracellular transport. The coding region runs from base 966 to 1661 and encodes 231 amino acids. Gene Ontology annotation, molecular function: microtubule binding; calmodulin binding. The record is from RefSeq and is a predicted model, not a curated record. NCBI's taxonomy places the organism in Eukaryota, Metazoa, Chordata, Aves, Columbiformes, Columbidae.